AUGGCCACGGAGUCAAACGUCCUGUCGAGUUGCAUAAUCGAUGCAAGCUUUGACAUGGACGAAGCUCUGACUUUGCAUCCAAAUUUUGGGCAUCAAAUCGCAGUAUCAGAUUCUCUCGUUGCUAAUUUGCCGAUAGUUUCUGGCGACGGUGGGAUUUGUUCGGUUUGUAUGGAGGGCUUUCAAUUGGGAAUAGGUGGAAAACGAGUCCCCUGUGGCCACGUGCACCAUGCAGCUUGUCUUUCAUCCUGGUUCUCCAACAACAACUCUUGCCCUCUCUGCCGAUUCAACAUCUCCAUUGCCAAAUGA
Molecule: messenger RNA, 306 nt
Organism: Manihot esculenta (cassava)
Lineage: Eukaryota; Viridiplantae; Streptophyta; Magnoliopsida; Malpighiales; Euphorbiaceae
Product: E3 ubiquitin-protein ligase RING1-like
Exons: 1
Coding region: 1-306 (101 amino acids)
Source: RefSeq, a predicted model, not a curated record